AAUGUGGUGGAGCUCGUGGUGGUGAUGCGAUGGAGAGCUUGAGAUGGUGGCUCGCGGAGCGCCCGGAAGUGUCGUCUUUCCGAUGGAAGCAAGGGCAGACAUUUGCGGCUUCUUACUCCGUCUUGAUCGGUUGGGCCGUGGGGUAUUUGGCGCUGAUUUACGUUCUUCGAGUGGUCGUGAAGAGUAGAAAAACUCCUGUGCCGUUGGGGCCAAUUCCGAUCUUGCACAACAUUGUGCUCUCCGUGGGCUCGCUGGUCAUGUUUUGCGGUUGUUUACAAGCAUCCGCUUUGCAGAUUGAAAGCAGCAAGUGGAUUUGGGGGUUCAAGUCUCCGUGGAAAUUGGUUCUGUGUUUUCCCCGUGGAACGAUUUCCGCCGGUCCGGUGUUUUUUUGGUCGUACAUUUACUACCUCAGCAAGUUCUAUGAGCUCAUCGAUACCGUCGUUCUUGUUUUGAGGAAGAGACCGCUGACCUUCCUGCACGUUUUUCACCAUGUUACGGUGAUCUUUAUGUCGUUCUUUUGGCUCGAGUACGCCAUGUCUCUCCAAAUUGUAGCGCUUCUUACCAAUACUGGCGUCCACGUUGUAAUGUACACAUAUUAUCUCCUCUGUAGUAUAGGCAAGCCACCCGCUUGGAAGAAACUUGUCACGAAUCUGCAGAUUCUGCAAUUUGUUUUUAGCUUCGUGGCUUCGAUGGGUACGUUGUGGUAUCAUUUUACAGGGGCAGGCUGCUCGGGAAUGGGUGCUUGGGUUUUUAACGCAGUCUUCAAUGCACUGCUGCUUGCCUUGUUUCUCAACUUUCACAAUCGCCAGUAUAAAAAGGGAGUAAGAUCAGAAGGCAAGAGACGUGGGAUAGACUGAGAAAGCAUUGUCAGCAGACGGCUCAGCCAGCCAUGUGAAGUUUCUCCCCCAUGUUAAGGAUCACACAUCAUCAUUGACGGUAGGAGUAAGAAGUUCAAAUUUUGGUGCCAUGAAUUAUGGGUAACUUUGUUGCCCUUGAGUUCUUCUCAUCCCUCCAAAGCUCUUCUUGUGAGGUACCUUAGAGUCCAAUGUAUAUCUGGACUGUCUGUGAUUUCUCACUUGAAUGUAUACUAAACAAAGCAGCUGUAAGUUACGGAUUCCAUUCUCGGGAUCUAAGCUGCUGCUCUCCACUUUCAGGGUUUUCUUGUGGAAGGAUGUACGCAAUGUGCUCUUCCUUCAUCGGAACCUUGUCCCUGUCUCCAGAUGACCAUCUUCACUCUUCCGAAGUGUGCUAUUUUUUCUCUUGCUCAUUAUCAUAAUCGAGCUAUUGUUUCAGAUGAAAUAUGGACAUUGUUUUGUGCAUGAUGCACAGUCAGUCAAAGUAGGGGAGAGAGCAUAGAUAGGACUCUGCUAGCCACUCUCUAGGAUAUUCUAGAGAAAUCUGUAAGUGGAUGCAGGUUCCCUGACUCAUUGAAAACCCGUCUGAACUCUUCCCUGUUACCAUGUGUGGAACUUCAGAGUUUGUGUUACACUAAUUAUGAUUCAGUUCUGGACUGAUUGUCAAAUUUUCUUUUAGUCACAAAGACCGUUUCAAUCAGGUUGAGAUGAAUCAAAAUCUCUUGGGUUAUUUAUUUU
Molecule: messenger RNA, 1592 nt
Organism: Marchantia polymorpha subsp. ruderalis
Lineage: Eukaryota; Viridiplantae; Streptophyta; Marchantiopsida; Marchantiales; Marchantiaceae
Source: the annotation of a GenBank genome assembly